GUCACUGAAUCUCAAGAGAGAAACAGAGAGAUUCGUGGCCCCAGCAUGCUUUCUGCUAUAUUUGUGUUUGUUUGUUUGUAUGGUAGCUGUCAGUUGCAGCCUGGCAGGUAGGGGAACCCAGUGGGAAGAGAGGCGGGACAGAAGAAUGCAGCUUAAAUUGACAGCAAAUUUAAAUUACUGAGUGUUUUUUUUUUCCAUGUGUAGUUUUAUUCCCUACUCUGCGACAAACUGCAAAGAUUCCAGCGUAUGAUAAUUUAAAAACCUUUGCUUCUUUCUUUCUUUUCUUCUCCCCCUUUUUUUUGGUCUUCCACUACUCUUGAGUCAAGGAUAAUUGAAAGAGAAACCUGUAAAAGCAACAUUCCUUGAAGUGAGUUGCGGCUGCUACGCUCUGGGUCCCCACUUGCAAGGCUGAGAGGAUCUCUGCCAGAGUCCCUGGAAAGCUGACGUUGCUGGCCAUAACAAACAAUACUGGGCUGUUUCAAGAGAGACUGCCACAGACUUGUCUGGAACAUUACCAAGUAACGGCACAGCUAACAAGAUGAAUGGAGCUUUGGAUCACUCAGACCAACCAGACCCAGAUGCCAUUAAGAUGUUUGUUGGACAGAUCCCCCGUUCGUGGUCGGAAAAAGAGCUAAAAGAACUUUUUGAGCCUUACGGAGCUGUCUACCAGAUCAAUGUUCUCCGAGAUCGGAGUCAGAACCCUCCCCAAAGCAAAGGUUGUUGUUUCGUAACAUUUUAUACAAGAAAAGCUGCACUCGAGGCACAGAAUGCACUGCACAAUAUUAAAACUUUACCUGGGAUGCAUCAUCCCAUUCAGAUGAAACCGGCAGAUAGUGAAAAGUCCAAUGCUGUGGAAGACAGAAAAUUGUUCAUAGGAAUGGUUUCGAAGAAAUGUAAUGAGAACGAUAUCAGGGUGAUGUUUUCUCCAUUUGGCCAGAUAGAAGAAUGCCGAAUCCUCCGGGGGCCAGACGGGUUGAGCAGAGUGCACAGCCUCAAUAUGGAAUCUAGCCGAGGCUGUGCGUUUGUCACGUUUUCGACAAGGGCAAUGGCACAGAAUGCAAUCAAAGCCAUGCACCAGUCUCAGACCAUGGAGGGCUGUUCUUCACCAAUAGUCGUGAAGUUUGCUGAUACCCAAAAGGACAAGGAGCAGAGACGUUUACAACAGCAGCUGGCACAACAGAUGCAACAGCUCAACACUGCCACCUGGGGGAAUCUUACAGGUCUUGGAGGACUUACGCCACAGUACCUGGCUAGAUUAGACAUUAAUAUGGAUUUACAGCAUCGACUCUGGGGACCUUCAUUCCAACACCAGGCAGAAGCAAGAGACUGUAUAAAUCUUCUGCAGCAGGCAACCUCCUCCAGUAACUUGGGUGCCUUCAGCGGCAUUCAACAAAUGGCUGGAAUGAAUGCUUUACAGCUACAGAAUUUGGCAACUCUUGCAGCUGCAGCCGCCGCCGCCCAGACCUCAGCUACCACCACCAAUGCAAACCCUCUGUCCACAACAACUGGUGCCCUUGGCGCACUCACGAGUCCAGUGGCUGCAUCAACAGCAAAUUCCACAGCUGGGGCGGCCAUGAAUUCCUUGACUUCUCUGGGGACUCUCCAAGGACUGGCUGGAGCCACUGUUGGACUGAAUAAUAUUAAUGCACUAGCAGGUACCGUAAACAUUGCUCAAAUGCUCUCAGGUAUGGCCGCCCUGAAUGGAGGACUCGGUGCCACAGGCUUGACGAAUGGUACAGCUGGCACAAUGGAUGCUCUCACCCAAGCCUACUCAGGAAUUCAGCAGUAUGCCGCUGCGGCACUGCCAACAUUGUACAGUCAAAGUUUGUUACAACAACAAAGUGCUGCAGGCAGCCAGAAAGAAGGUCCAGAAGGAGCAAACCUCUUCAUUUAUCACCUCCCACAGGAGUUUGGAGACCAGGACAUUCUGCAGAUGUUCAUGCCUUUUGGAAACGUUAUUUCUGCUAAAGUCUUCAUUGACAAACAGACCAAUCUGAGCAAGUGCUUUGGUUUUGUUAGCUAUGACAAUCCUGUCUCUGCACAAGCUGCUAUUCAGGCUAUGAAUGGCUUUCAGAUUGGCAUGAAACGCUUGAAAGUUCAGCUGAAGCGCUCCAAAAAUGACAGCAAACCUUACUGAUCAUUAGCCCAGAAGCUUACUGCUAUUAAUUUAGAUUUCUUAGGGUAAGUCCCUUGAACAACCUGCCCUCCCGCUGGGGGGAGGGGUUGAGAAAGAACAUACGAACACAUUGCCAACCACCGUCAAGAGACAGCUGUUUUUACAAUACUGCUUCCAUUUUCCCCACCUGCUGUAAGGGAAACUUGGCUAAUCUAAUAACAUAAAUACUGAAGUGUGUGCUUUAUUUGAAUUUGCAACUUGGAUUUUCUUUUCUAUUAUUUAUUAUCCUUAAAAGGAAAAAGGAAAACUCCUUUGCAAUCUUAAUAAUGAAAUUGGUCAAGGGGAAAAAAUGUGCAUUUUAACUCUCUCAGCCCUGGCGUCCUUAAUGCUUUUGAUGGGGAUAAUGAAAGCGAUUGUACAUCUGGACCUAGACUUAUCCAAAUGGCACCAGCUAACACAAUGGCCUUGGGCCAGGAGAAGAACUCGUUUAGAAACAACACCAAUUCUUUCCAUUACUUCAGUUUGUUUUUUUAUAAGGGGCUUGAUUUUUUUUUUUUUUUUUGUUCUUAGAGUUUAAAAUUAAUAUGAUGUUAUAUUAUCCUGUUAUUCACUGGUCGUCUUUAUAUAUUUCACCUCAGUCUUUUUUCCCCCUGUUUGUUUUUGAGUUCUUUGGGGAUUUUUUUAAAAAAAAGCAUUAAGCAUUAGUGUUAAAAAAAAAGACGUAGAGAUCUGUUUCUAAAGCUACAGGGUUUAAAAUAAAUAAAUAAAUAAAAAGAAUGACAAUACUUGAUGUUUCUUGAAAGAUAAAAUUUAUUAAUAAUAAUAAUAAUAGAUAACAAAAGAAAGCCACAGGCCUGUAAAUUUUAUUUGUAAAAAGCAUUUCUAUUUUUAUACAAAAAUUUUUACUGCCUCAGAAAUAAUGGAAGUUAUUUAUUGCCUAUUGUUAACUUAUUGGAUACCUAAAGAGCAGCUCUCUCUGCUAGCUAGAUCCUUUUGAAGUAGUCUCUGGAGUAUAUGUGCCAAGAAUGGGUGCUUUUUCACCGUUGAAUCCUACAUCUUUUACGGUUCAUGCUUUUUAUCCUCUUGUUUGUAUUUUGUCUGGUUAUCUUGUUCGUAGUUUCCAUUAUCUAGUUUAAAGUUUAGUUGUCUUGACUAUACUCUCUCUCUCUCUUUAUCCUCUCUCCCCAACCCACCCCUACACUGCACCCCCUUAUGUUACAUUUGUUGAAACUGAUUCUUUAUCUCCCCCUCCUUCCCGUUCCCCAAAUAAAUCAGGAAUCCAUCUUCUCUAACUUCUUUCAGAUGGAUUCUUUUGGGGAUCUCUCAUUGUGCCAUUGUUGACAAGUGUACAGUUAAUGCAAAUUGCGUGAAUGGCUGAAAUUCUAAUGAUGAAAGAUUUGCAUUAGUUUUCUCCUGCACCCAUUAAAAAUGAUUUUGUUUCUGCUGCAUAGACUCUCCGUAACUGUUUUUCCUCUUCCUUGUUUUUCCCUAGACAUCUUCAUGCCCGUUAGCUCAUCGUUUGCCUAGCAUGUCCCUGUGGCGUCUCAAAUUUUAAAAAAAAAAGUUUCAUCGUCCCGUCAUUGUUUCUGAUGUCUUUCUGACCUCACAUCAUAAUUUGGUUCUCCUACUGACCUUUGAUCUAUAGUUUGAACCUUUGAAAUUUGCAUGUGACCUCAUCUAGCUAUGAAUUCUGGGAAGUCAAUGUGAAAAGCAUUGCUGCAUUUAUGCAAGAUCAAAAUUUAUUACUAGUCAAAUUAUUGAUAGGAUUAUUUAAAAAAAAAAAACCACACAUACACAACCUGUGGCAAAAUUCUUUGUUAGGAUUUUUAGUUUUCCUCUUUUUUCCCUUUCUUUUUUCUUUUUGUGUUUAAACAAAAAAAACAGACUUGAAAGUAUUAUACAGAGAUUGGCAUUCUGGCUGGUCACUGACACUGAUGACAAUAGCAAUAUGUGUCCAGAGGCACAGAAUGUUGGUUUCUAACAGACUACUUCCAAAACAGUUUGAGAAGAAGAACUGUCUGAUUUUAAGUCUCUAGAGGUCUGUAAUAGUUUUUACAUUUUUCAGGCAGUGUAAAGUUUUUUGAUAAGGCCAUUUUAGGUGGCUCACUUUCUCAUUAAGAAUAUAUAUAUAGAACCACUUUUUGUAGAUUAGUAUAACAAAAAAUAUUUACCCUGUUUUAGGGCAAAUGCUACCUAUUUGUGUCACCUUUUGCUGAACUGACUCACAAGUUAGACAAUCCAUGAAUUAAUGCACAUGAAAAUUACCUAUAUUUUAUACUGUUUCAAUGUACAGGAGAAAGGUUACUGUAAGCUGUCGUUCCAUUGGUGCUUCUGUGAAUUAAGUUGUGAUUUCAUCAUGGGUCUUAUGGUCUUUAAGUGUUCCGUGUUUAUAAACAACAAGUUUGAAAUUGGUUUUUACUUGAACAACAUCAACAACAGAAAAAAAUGAAUUUCAAAAAACAAAAAAAAGUUGUUUGCUUAAAAUAAAUAAAAAAAAGUUUUCAUGUGAAAAAUAAAAACUAUUCCAGACUAAGUUUGUGUUGGCUUCUGUGACGCAUUGGUGUCAACUUUUUUUAAAAAUUAUUAUUGUGGACAAUUUAGGUGUGUUUGUGUUCAGCAAAAUGUGAUCAGUUUUUUUUUCUUUUAAAAGAAAUUUAAAAAAAAAGAAAUCAGUGAAAAAUCUUAGUGCCAAAUUCCAAAGGUACUUUUCUUCCUAGAGCUUCAGUGUGUUUCUUGUGUGAAGUAAUUUGAUAACAUGGGUAUUUUACUAUGUGUUUUGUAUAAAUCCCUAAUAUUUAAAGGAAAAAAGAGGUUAAAAAGUUUGUUAACUUGUUAUCCUGUGGUCUUGUUGCCUGAAAUUGUUGUUGUUUGUUAUUUCUCUUGGAUGUUUUUUUGUAAAACAUUGUAUAAGUGCCCAUGUUUCACUUUUCUAACCACUCUGCACAUCAAUGCUGUGAAAGCAAACCUCACAAUGUAAUUUCUUCAUAAUGUAUGGAAACCUCUAAGGUGAGAAAGUUUUGAACUUUUAACCCUUUCCACCCAGAACUGUCUUGAGUGUUAAUACUUUUAUACAUUCACCAUUUUGCUGUUUAUUUUUAUAUAUACAUAUAUAUAUAUAUAUCUAUAGCUAUAAAUAUAUAUAUACUUAAUUUUUGUGGUUUAUUUAAUACAUGGUUGAAAUCAGAAAAAUGCACAGGGCAGACUGAAGGACAAAAAAUAUUUUACUGCUGUCUAAAUUUCUUCUGUAACUAUAACAAAAAAAAUAUUUAAAAUAGUAAUUGUGGAUCUCCUUUUUAGGUCUUUGGGUUUUUUUUCAUCUUUUCUUAAAAAGAGCUUUUAAUAUGCUGCUGGAAUAUGCUAUUCAGUAUUAUUAAAAAUAAAAUAAAAAUAAUUCUUUAAUUAUGUAUUGUAUGAGCCACUCCUAGAAAGGAGAGGUAGACCCACCAUUUGAAAUCAUUAAGGAAAAAAAUAUUUUUGUAAUGGAAUAAAAUGAACUUUUGCUUAAAUCCAAUGCACUAGAACUUCCUGGAUGAAACUUCAUUGUGCACUGCAGUUAAACGACUUUUUAUGGAUGAGGUUUACACAUGUUGUAAUGCUUUGAUGCAUUAUCUGCCAUUAUCUGUAAUAUUGGUCCACAUGUAAUAGAUACAAAGUAGGUCUGGCAAUAUCUUUGCUUAACCUAAUUUCUGUUGAUUAGGGAACCUGCAAAUGUUUGAAUUGCCGCAAACCUUUCACAAGGCAGAAGGGAAAUAUGGCUAUCAUUCAACUAUUUUCUGAACAAACCUAGCAUUCCUCUUUGUGCAUGCACAGAUUCUAGAUUCCCAGCACACAGACAGACUCUGAGCAUACAUAGCUUAUGUGCAUAGUCCUGGGGAGGAGCAUGGCUGUUAGAUGUAGCUAUAGGGACUCCAACUGAGGGUAAUGACUGGGUGCAUUGAAUUGCACCCAGCAUAAGGUACACCAAAUUAAGAGACAGUGGGAGAAGCACGGAAAGGGUUCUGCUAUGCCCACUCAUAUGCACUGGUUGCCAAUGCAAAUAUUUCCCAGUCACAUCUAUUUUCCAGCCCAAAUACAACAGCUUAAAAAUGUGGCAUUUCAAGAAGUAUGCUGAUGCCUUAUCACAAAUACCAUAGCUACAAGCCAAGACAACCACACAAGUAAUGUCAGGUAUCCUGUCAGUUUCUUUUUAACAACAGACCCUUCCCAUUCUCCCUCACAUUGCACAGCAAGUCACUUUUGGAACUCAGGAGAGCAGGCAAUGGAAAGCAUGGGGCAGCUGAUCAAAAAGGAAGCAAGCCCAAAGUCCUGAUGAAAAAGUGUGAGCCCUUGCGCUUGCCUGAAAUGCUCUCUUGUUUUGUGGCUCAAGGCCAACAGAGUUGCAAUGGCAUUUCCUUGGCAUCUCAGAGAUGCUUCACGCUUUGUGCUGCCAUCAUGUUGGUCAUGCUGUUCUUAAAUGCACCAGGGAGCUUCUGUCACUCUGGGCUCCUCAGCACAUGUCCUCACAUAUUGAACUAAUGUGCAUAGGCCUAUUCACACUUUAGACAGAGACUGUGCUUACCACACCUACAUGGGCAUUCCCCCACAGCCAUGCAGAGUAUGAAGGGCAGAUGCACAUUGCUAAACAUGCAGUGGUGGAUAUGCGUCCAGGAGCAUCAGCCAAAUAGGACUCACUGCUGUGUGUCCCUAAGUGUUUAGAAAUGUUCUUCAUAUUUCACAUACUUGCUGUGAAGGAAACAGCUACUGCUGCAGCAACCACCACCACUAUGUGAAGUGGCUCUCUGGCAGAUAUUUGAGCACAGAUGUUUAAGAUAUGACUGUAUUUCUCAGAAAUGACUAAAAAUGUUACAUUUGUAAUCUGCUUUGCUCUCUGUUUACCUAACUAAUAGCCACAGCUUUCCAUUUCACUAGAUGAAGGGUUCUGCUUAACUCAGAAGCUUGCAUGCUCUAUCAACAGAAAGUGAGCCAAUUAAAAAGGUAUCACCUCCUCUAUUUUGUAUCUCUUAUUCUCUUUCGUGGCAAUACAUGGGCUCAGCCCUGCAAACGUUAACUGUGAAGAAACUUUCUUCACACAGCAAAAGGGUUUCUUUCUCUGAAUCCUGAGUGUUUGCAGGAUUGAGCCCAGGAAACCAGAAAACAGAUGCUGAUAACCCUUCACUGCCUUUUUUGUUUGUUUGUUUUAGUUGGAUUGGAUAGCAUCCCUACUCCUAAACCAAAUUUGAGUGUUCUGUACUGGCCAAUAAACCCCUUUCCAAGCCAAUACAUUUCAGCAGCCUUAUAUGCUACUGAUAAAAGUGCCAUAACAAUUUCCCAUUGUCCAUUCCUAUUUGAUUUCAUUGAAAAUUUCUCCCACCUUCCUUCUUUCCCAAGUCCCACUUGUAAAUUAUCUUUUUUUUUAAACCCCUCACAGAUGACUAUCACCCCCUUUGCUUUAAAUACAUGUUUUAUAGAGAAGCCUUGGGGUGGAAAGGACUAGAAUCCAACUGAUGCAAAAAAUAAAUAAAUUAAAAAAUAAGGUUUCUUAUAGCACAUGCACUUAUAAAUGCUCUGUGUGAUUCUCAUAUGUUUUUACUACUGCUGGGGCCUCCCUGAGCCCUCUGAGGGCUAUUUUGUACUUCUUGCAGUAAUUUUUGCCUAUUAAAUUAUCAAAUGCACACCAAUAUGUAAUAAGGGGAUUGUCAUUAGAUCUUGUUGGGACAUAUUGUUGUUCAGCAUUUAAAUUCUCAAAGUAAUAGUGUGUUUAAAAAUAAAUAAAUCCAUAGAUCCCUUCCAUGUAGGGGGAAAAAAUCAGAGCAUUCAACCCAAACAUCCAGCUGCUCAGCCUUCAUUCAUUUCAAUGGGGCUUGCACCAAAGCCCCAUUCAAGCCUUGUUAAAUUAGCAGCAGUGUCAGAAGGGUCACACCCAAUGUGAGCAAAUCAGUUACAGAGUCUUUGCUGUGUCCCCAGCUGGUGCUGAACUGCUUAGACUCUGGAACUCUUAUCAGUUUUGGCCUCUCAAAUCUGUAAGGCCUGUUUUUCUCAUUAAUAUUUAUUCUCCAUUUUGCAGUGCAAAGAAAUCAUAACUUAAAAAAGCAAAACUGCAAGGUUAGCCCAUAUCCUUAGAGAUAAAGGCUGGGAUCAAAAGAAGGGGCAAGCAUGUGCAGGGCAGAAACCUGUAUGCAACUGCUAAUUGUUUGCACAGUUCCCACCACCAAAGAGGCAAGCUGCUGUUCCAUUCAAAAGCCAUCUUUUCUCUUUGGCAGUAGGAACUGCUGUUUGGAAAAUCAGCUUGCAAAGCCUUCAACAACUUCAGCAUGUGAAGCUCAUGCACAGCACCCUCUGGCUUACAUGUGUGUUCCCUUUUUGAUCCCAGAUGGAUGAUCUGCCACUCAUUUCUACAUUGUCAAAUUGUAGAAAUUUCAAACUGGGGUAAAGCUGCAAGAGGGCAAAGGGCUUAAUAACAGAGGAAGAAGAAAAAUUUAAAUUAAGGGGAAUUGCUUUAUAAAAACAAAUUAACUUCAAAAGCACAAAAAAGUGGUUUUCCAACCAAAUUGGCUAAUUUCAGUGAAAUUGCCAUAUUCAAAGGAGUACAAGUUCAUCUUUCUUUCACCAUAGGGGUUAUUAUUCCUUGACUUGUGCUACUCUCUGGAUUCAUUUUACUGUUUCUGUUUUUAUCUGAAGUGCUAAUUAACAAAAGAGUUUUUUAAAUACCUGUAGUUUCAUUAUCUUUCUGAAUAAUGUCAUAAUAAAAUAACAAUAAUAAUAACCCUGUGUACCUGGGGUGGGGGGGAGUUGUGCUGUGAGACAUUGUUGUUUGUAGAUUAAUAAGUCUUCUUUAGUUGAGAACUUCAAAAAUCUGGGGCAUGAGCCACACACCAUGGGCCCAGUGCCCAUGGACGGGGGAUUCCCAUAGGCUCAAUAAAGUUCUAUUCAUGCUGCCAGCCCCACCACCACACCAUUGUGUACAGAUAACUAUCAAGGUGAGAGAAAGUUGGAUAGUGAAGGGGGGGAGUGUUCUACACAGGUCUCUCAUUCCACCUUUUGUCCCAUGCUGCUGCCUUUGUGCAUGUGGAUAGAGGAAGCAGGAGGGGGCAAACAGACCUGUGUAGAGCACCUCCGUGCAUCCACACUGAGCCCAUGGUGCAACUGGAUUGUGCCCACAUUUGGAGUUCAUUUUGUUUUUGUUUUUUAAGCUUUGUCAGAGAAAAGCCAAAGUUACUGCAAUGUAGUGGGAACUGUAAAGACCAUUUGAAUAUUGUUUGUUUUGUUGAUGCAUUUGGAUUUUGCUGUUUGAUGGAAUUUGAGCCAAAAAAAAAAAAAGGAGAAGAAAAAAAGAACCACAGGCUUUCCUAUUUCUAAAACUUGAUUGUACUUAUGCAUUUUGUACCAGUGGAACUUUUUAUACUGGAGAUUUUAAAAAAAUGGAAAUUUUUGUGGCUUACUUUGUGGGCCCCCAGACCAUGGCUAAUUUUCAAGUUUGAUUUCCAGUUUGUAGAAAGAAAGUUGGUUUUGUUUAGAGAAUUAAAAAAACAACAACUUUGGCUUGGUUUAAUUCUUUCCCUUUGCUUAUAUUUAGUGUUUAGAAUUUUGUCUUUAAAACAAGCGGUAAGUUUCACUUUUUAUUCUGUAUUGUGCAGUUACACAAUAUAAAGAUAAUUAGAGUUUAGGAGUACACAGUCACUUUACGUGGAUAAAUGUAUUAGUUAAAAAAAAGUAGGGGUUUGCUUUUUUGCUGUUUAGAUCAAAAGUUUUUUCUGAUUCUUCUGUCUUCAUUGUGAACAUAACCGUGUAGUUGAAACAGUCAAACUUAUUUUUGUAACGUAUGUUAUUGUGUGAUGCAGUUUUUUGCUUCUGUCUCCAAUAUUAAACCAUUUUCCUAAUACUUGUCUCUCUUUCUCUCUGUGUUGUAAUGUUGGUGGUCAUUCCGUGUUGGUAAUACAUCUGCACACCUCACUGUUUCACGUCCCUGUUGAUUUUUUUUUUCUAUUUGUUGUGUACAAGAGAUACAGUCGAUUCCACCUAAGUGAACAUCUGAUUGGAGAGAGAAUGCAGAUUUGUAGACACCCUUUCUCUAUUUUACAUCCUUGCCUACCCCACCCCCCACCAGUUGCCUUUGAUCAUUUUGAUUAUCGAAGCAAGAUGUAAUGUUAAUUGCUUGCGUACAAAAUUACAUUGAAGGUGGCUUUUUAAAAAAAUAAAAAAUGUCAUGUAUACACACACAGUCACAAAAUCAAAAAUCACAAGCAAUGUUUUUCUCCAAUAAUGUCUGAAAGGUGUUGUACUCCUACUUUGCAAGAGCAGAUAGGUUUAUCACCAAAAACGUAAUCUGAUGGGAGAGGAGAAAGGAAAAUGGGCUUUCUUCCAGAACUACUCAGAACUCCAAUAUUAUCUGGAUUUAGUCCAUCCUUUCUCAAAAGUAAGAAUGUUUUAACUCCAUGUAGGAGAGCCUGAUAGAAAAACAACUACUGAACAAGCUUGUUGCAGACAUAUCCAGAACUAUAUGAGCUCAGGGAGAGCUUGACAUUAGUAAUACAAGUAGAAGUUUUUAUUUUUUCUUUCUAAGUAAGCAGCAACUCUGUAGAUGCUGAACUGGGCUAUUUUGAUCUUUUAAUACAAGCUAGACAUCUUUCAGCAAAAGAUAAUAAAACAAUGCAAAUCUCUAAGGAGAAGUGUGGCGACUUCCAUAUUUAUUGCCCUCUUGGGUACAGCUGACUGGUUUUCUCAGCUCACAAAUCAGUUUUUUUUAAUCAGAGAAAGCACACUGCUACAAAAAGCAAGUGCCUUGCAUACAACGCAGGGACCCGCUGACUCAAGAGGGGUGUCUGUGUGGGUUCCAUCUGCUAGGAGAGCCUCCAGGGCUCCCAAGGAUAGUGUCAGCAUUUGGGAACACUGCUACCAGGCGCUGACGCUAUUCUUAGGAGCCAUGGAGGCUCUCCAGCAGUGUGCACAUGCUUUUCAGGUGACCAGAACCAGCAUGGGCACACCACUCUUUAGUCAAUUGGCCCCUGGGCUUUAUGUAAGCCAUUAUGAACAAAUAUGCCACAAUGUUGCAAUUUUGACUCGGCCCUGUGCUCUUGCAAAAUUUCUAUCUUAAUUCCAUCAACACCACUGAUGACCUUGGUGGGGGUUUUGCUUUUUAAUAUGUUUUGUUACCUUGCUUUGUUUUGAUUUGUUUGAUCAAAGAUUUACAUUUGUCAGGUGGGGGCUCCACAGUUAGAGGAAGUUCUACCCCUUGCUCUCUGGGACUCAAGCCAUACAUGCAUCCAUUUGUUCUGCUCUCUCAGGAAAUGAAGGCCACUUAAAAGUGCUCUUAUGAGAUGGAGUCCACAGACUUUUCUUGUGACUUUUAUUUUCUGGUCAUUGCCUUGGUUCUGAUUUGUGUGGGCCAAUUACACACACAGUCUAACGUGGCAACCUCUUCAGAAUGAAAUUAUUGUCCACUGGAUAUUCUCCUCUCAUGGUUCUGGCAAAUCUUUUCUGGGGGUCCAUGUGGGACCUGGUUUUGCUUUUCCCUCUGUUUGAUAGAGCUUGUUUCCAUGCUUCUGUGUCUGCAGAUUUCAAAAGUGGCAUAAAUUGUUGGGGGAAUGCGCUGAGCCGCGGAUCUCCAUUAGGCCUGUUCGUGCUGCCUUUUAUGUGGCUUCACUGGUGCCUGCUUCCCACAAUCCCACACCCUGGUUCUGCUUUCCAAUUACCUCAUCAGUACAGCUGCAUCAUAGGAUCAGAUCGCCAUGAUGCAACCAUGUGCCUGCGAUGACAUAAGAAAGUAGACACUCUUACAACAGAAAAAGGGAAUGCUGGGAACAAAUUCAUUUUCCCAGGCGGAUUACAUGAGCCUUAAUUGUGAUAAAUGCUGACAAUCAUUUUAUUCCAAUGUAAAAGAUGCAAGCAUUGUUUUUAUUUUAAGGAAUGCAGAGCCUACUUUUACACAUUUUUAAAUCAAUGAGUUGCGUGACCAAAACUAAAUGAGGGCUAAUUGGAAUCAAUGUAGUUCAGUUAAAAGAGUGGCAGACUUAAGCGUGGGAAGUUGGGGUCCAUUCUCUCUCCGCUAAAAUUCUACAUUUGUAAAAUGUGAAUCAUGAUCACUUCUGUGGGUCAGUUACAGACAAUGAGUGUUGUACUCAACACAAACUGAUGCGUUGAAGUAGCCAAAGUAGUGAGCCAUGGUGCUUGACUGAGAUCAGCUACUUGUGUUACAAAGAUGUGGAGUGGGGAGCAGAUGCUCGCAUGUGUCAAGCUUCUGCUGAACUCCUAAAGACAGAGGGCAGAAGGACACCUAUUCUCAGCAAAUGCCUAUGUGGGGCUGCCACGAUAACAAGGGAGAAUCAGCAGAAUGUGCUUAAGCCUUCCUCCACUACCAACUCUUCUCCCCUGCAAAUUACCUCUCCCAAGGCAAUUCUUCCCCCACAUCCCUGCCCAGGCUGACUUCUACUGUUUGAACCCAGCUUGGAAAAUGGCCUGGCAGGGAUUUACAGAGAUAAUCUGAAACAUUAAGCACCCCCUCCCACCCAGGGAUUCUGCCCUGCAAAUGCCUCCCACCAUUGCUUUCACCUUAUGCAGAAAAUAUUAGGGAUGUGCACAAAUCGAUUUUUUAAAUUCGAUUUGUUCCAAAAACAAAUCAUCUCUGAUUGGUUUUGUGUCCAGAUCUACCCCCGCCCAUCACCCCAGAUUUGAUUUGUAUUUGGUUCAAUUUGAUUCAGAUUUGGACUGAUUCGGACCACUUAACGAGGUCCUAGGGGCACCGAAUUUGGGUAGGUCACCAUGGGUGCCACCUACCACUCAGAUUUCAAGGCAGUGAGACACUUGGUUGAUUUUGAAUGAUUUUUUAAGUUUUUACUGAACAUUUCCACCAUAGGAAACAAUGGGGAUUCGAAAUUGCUAUAUCCUAACCCUCACACAUGGAUCCCCAGCUUUCUUUUUUCUUUUUUUAAAGCUAAGGUCUAGCCCUUGUAGAAGUGGAGUUAUGGAGCAAAAUGUGCAGGAUUUUGAGAAUUCCUGUGAGGAUUCAUUAUACACCUUCAUUUCUUCUGUUCAUUUUGACUGUCACUGGACAGUGCCAACGCUCAACUGCCAUGUGCCAACUACACCGCACCCUCCACCCCCACCUGCAAGGCAGUGGGGUACUCAUUUUUAUUUUUAGAAAUAUUGAAAUGUUUAGAAUCUUUGGUGUCUAAUAACUUUUCCUCAUAAUGAAUCCCUAUGAUGAUUCAUUAUACGCAUUCGUUUCUUCUGUUCAUUUUGACUAUCAUUGGACAUGGUCAACUGCCAUGUGUCACCACCACCACACACACACACUGGGGUACUCAGUUUAUUUUUUAGGUAUUUUUGAAGUGUUUAGAUUCUUUGGUGUCUUCAUUACACACCUUCAUUUCUUCUGUACAUUUUGACCCCUCUGCUUUGCAGGUGGGGGUGGAGAAUUAGUGGAAUCCCAUGUUCCAACUACCCCCCAACCCACAAGCCACUGGGUACUCAGGAAUUUUUGAGGUGUUUAGAAUCUUUGGUGAAUCUUCAUAGGGAUUCAUUACGAGGAAAGGUUAUUAGACAGCAAAGAGCCUAAAUACUUGGGGGGGGGGGAAUCCUAGAUCAUAAACUGAGUAGUACCCCACUGCCUUGCAGGUGGGAGUGGGUGUGGCAGUUGACAGUUGGCAUUGUCAAAAAGACAGUCAAAAUGAAUAGAAGAAAUGAAGGUAUGUAAUGAAUCUGCAUAGGGAAAGGCAAGUUAUUAUACACCAAAGAAUCCAAAUACUUGAAAAAUAGUGACCAUACAUUUUGCUCCAUAACUCCACUUCUACAAAGGCUAGAGCUUAGCUUUUUAAAAAAAUGAAAGCUGGGAAUCUGGAGAAAUUGGUAGGAGGGAUCCGUGAAUUGAUUUGAUUCAAAUCAAUUCGAAUUGAAUCAGGCGCGAUUCAAUUUGGACCCAGAUCUAGCCAAUGCACCACAGGGGUGAUUUGUUUUGUCUCCAAAUCACCUGAAUCAGCUAGAUUCAGGUACAAAUCGAUUUGUACCCAAAUCAAUUUGCAUAUCCCUAGAAAAUAUGGAAUUGAAAAGGCCACUGAUUUUUUUCUUCAUAUGUUCUCCCAUACCCCCCCCACAUUAGUCUUAACCGGAAAACAUACCAUUGGGAAACUCACUUUUUUCCUUCUACAACAUGAAGUUCUGCCCAGUCAUGUACUGUAGCUCCAGGGGUCUUUUUCUGAGGCCCAUGGAUCUCACCAGUAUUGAGAUUCAUGCUCACUUUCCAUAUAACCAUAGGGGUAACUUACCUCUAUGUCUGUUUAUUGUGCCACCAUAUUAACAAGUACAGUAGCCCCCAAACAGCUUGAAAUGCCUUUGUUAAUGCAGACGAGCAGCUUCAGCAUAAAAACCAAAAAUAUUGUGAUUGUUAUAAUGUUCCAUAUUCCACUAGGCAUUCACAUCAACCUAGUAGGGGCAUAUUUAACUACACCUUCAAAAUUCAGGUGUUAGUAUCCCAAAAUUGCUCAUCUACAUGAACAAGGAAGUCCAUAAUGUAGUGUUCUUCAGAACAUCCUACAUCAUCAUCAUCAUCAUCAUUAUUAUUAAUUUGAUUUCUAUACCACCCUUCCAAAAAUGGCUCAGGGUGGUUUACACAGAGAAAUAAUAAAUAAGAUGGAUCCCUGUCCCCAAAGGGCUCACAAUCUAAAAAGAAACAUAAGAUAGACACCAGCAACAGUCACUGGAGGUACUGUGCUGGGGGUGGAUAGGGCCAGUUACUCUCCCUCUGCUAAAUAAAGAGAAUCACCAUGUUAAAAGGUGCCUCUUUGCCAAGUUAGCAGGGGUACAUAAGAACAUCAUAAGAACAUCUAGAACAUAACUCUAAAUUGAAGUCCAUUUUAGAGCAAAUGGUUGUAGAAGGCAGAUGGACCAAUUAGUUGAGGGAAUAUAAACAUGCAAGAGGUUGUCCUAUGUUUAAUGGCAAGAGAUCAUCUGUUCAAUGUAAUGGUAAAAGAUGCAACACCUUGUAUAAGGAUAGUCCUUCACUGGUUUCCUUCUAGUUUCUAUGAGAUAUCUGUGCUUUAACCAAUUAUUUCGAUGUCGUUAUAGUUCAUAUAGGGUGCAGUCUUUAUCCAGCUGAUGUCAUUAGCAAACCCCAUAUAAUAUAAUGACAUAGGACUGCACCACUAGUAUCUGUCUUAUCAAAGGAGCUUCAUUUUGAAGUCCAAAAGAUUUUUUUAAUAUCUUGUUGAAGUGAACUUAACUUUUUUUUUAACCCCAGUUUGCUGGUCCUUAGGUCUCCAGCUAUGGAAAAAACCAAAACAAAACAGUGUACUGUGUUUCAUUCCUGAUAAGUGAAUAAAGCAGCAUUGUGGACAAGCAAUCAGGUUAUUCACUUAUCAGGAAUCGACUGUACUGCUGGCUUGGCUGUUUUUGUUCUUCAUUCUCUGUUGUAAUUUCACAACUGCUGUGUCCUGUUUGUUUCUUUUUAAUUUCUUCUCUCUCUCUCUCUCUCUCUCUCUCUCUCUCUCUCUCUCUCUCUCUCUCUCUCUCUCUCAUAUGCUCUAGCACAAUCACUGGGAAGUCUCCCUUCUUUUGACCAUGAAACAUGCUCUCAAAGUGGGGAACAAAAAUCUUAACAAAUACUAUGCACUUGCUAUCAGGAACACAAUAUUGGAUGUGUCUUAUAUCUAUUUAGUGCGUGAUUUCUUGAAUAAAGUUACUGAAAGGAUUCUAUUUGUCUGUAAAAAAAAAUAUGAAGGAUGAAAAGCAAAGAGUUUCUAGGGUCUAGGUUUUAUUUUUGUUAAACUUAAAAGGGGAUGAAAAGUCUUAAAUUCCUCCAUGCCAAAUGAUUUUUUUUUGUAUGGUAUAUUUAAUCUAUUCAUGGAACUUAGAAAAAAAUAUGGACUUAUGGGGAAGAGGGGAAGUGGGAAUUCCUUGAGCACAGAGCAAAAAUUUCCUGAAAGCCAAGAUUGUAAUCAAAACAUGUUCCUUUUACAAUGUAAAGGCUAUAUUAAGGAGAAAGACUAUUUUUCUUACUAGAUAUGAAGCCAUUUUUUGGACACCAGAGAAUAGUUUAAAGUGUCUGAUGUUUGCCAUAAACCAUAAUAAACUUAUUAUGUGUCUGAA
Molecule: messenger RNA, 16171 nt
Organism: Hemicordylus capensis (graceful crag lizard)
Lineage: Eukaryota; Metazoa; Chordata; Lepidosauria; Squamata; Cordylidae
Gene: CELF2
Product: CUGBP Elav-like family member 2
Exons: 17
Coding region: 539-2137 (532 amino acids)
Biological process (GO): regulation of alternative mRNA splicing, via spliceosome; mRNA splice site recognition
Cellular component (GO): cytoplasm; ribonucleoprotein complex; nucleus
Molecular function (GO): mRNA 3'-UTR binding
Source: RefSeq, a predicted model, not a curated record